CACCUUGCGCCUCACUCGGCGGGCGGCGGUAGCGCCCCCCUCGCAGAGCCCCGCUCGCUCCCGCCCGGGCUCCCUCGGAGUCGGUCUGUCGGGCCCACGCUCUCGCUUCGCUCCCUCCCCUCCCUCCUCCCUCUUGUUCUUCCCGGGGUGCCGGGCACAGCCUCGGAUUCCUCCCUCCCCGCAGCUCGAGUCCGUUUCCCUCGCGGCGGCGGCGGCGGGCGAGGCGGCGGCGGCGGCGGCGGCGGCGCAGGGAGCAUCUCAGCUGCCACUGCGCUUCUCCGGCGGGAACGUGUGUCCAGCUUGGCUGCCCUUCGGUCCUUCUCGGCCCCUUUGCGCCCCACGACCCCCGCCCCUGCUCGCUUCUCUCCGAAGCGGGCGGAGCACCCAGCAGCUUCCUGCCGCCCCUGCACCCUGAUCCGGCGGUCGGCGCUCUCCAGGACUCCUGCCCCGCCGACCCUGACCGCCAGGGGGUGCCCCAGGGGCGUAGCGUCGCGGAGAAGACUAGGCAAACGGGACCAUGCGGCGCCUGAAUCGCCGCUUGGCUCUGCCGAUCUUCGGGGUGCUCUGGAUCACCGUGCUGCUGUUCUUCUGGGUAACCAAGAAGAAGUUCGAGCUGCCGCCGGGACCUGAAGUGCAGACCCCCAAGAAUUUGGACACUGACUGGGAAGACCUGUGGGACCAGUUUGAUGAGCGGCGGUAUCUGAACGCCAAAAAGUGGCGCAUUGGUGACGAUCCCUAUAAGCUGUAUGCUUUCAACCAGCGGGAAAGCGAACGGAUCUCCAGCAAUCGGGCCGUCCCGGACACUCGCCAUUUGAGGUGCACCCUGCUGGUGUACUGUGCGGACCUGCCCCCGACCAGCAUCAUCAUCACCUUCCACAACGAGGCCCGCUCCACACUGCUUAGAACCAUCCGCAGCGUACUGAACCGCACUCCUAUGAAUCUGAUCCAGGAAAUCAUACUGGUGGAUGACUUCAGCAAUGACCCUGAUGACUGCAGUCAACUCAUCAAGUUGCCCAAGGUGAAAUGCAUCCGCAACACAGAGCGGCAAGGUCUGGUCCGGUCCCGGAUCCGGGGUGCCAGUGUUGCCCAGGGCACCACUCUGACCUUCCUUGACAGCCACUGUGAAGUGAACAGAGACUGGCUCCAGCCCCUGCUGCACAGAGUCAAAGAGGACUACACGCGGGUGGUGUGCCCCGUGAUUGACAUCAUCAGCUUGGACAACUUCAACUACAUCGAGUCCGCCGCGGAGCUCAGGGGUGGGUUUGACUGGAGCCUCCACUUCCAGUGGGAGCAGCUCUCCCCAGAGCAGAAGGCUCGGCGCCUGGACCCCACCGAGCCCAUCAGGACUCCGAUCAUCGCUGGAGGGCUCUUCGUGAUGGACAAAUCCUGGUUUGAAUACCUGGGGAAAUAUGAUACAGACAUGGACAUCUGGGGUGGAGAGAACUUCGAAAUCUCCUUCAGAGUGUGGAUGUGCGGGGGCAGCCUCGAGAUCGUCCCCUGCAGCCGGGUGGGCCACGUCUUCCGGAAGAAGCACCCGUAUGUUUUCCCAGAUGGAAAUGCCAACACAUAUAUAAAGAACACCAAGAGGACAGCUGAAGUGUGGAUGGAUGAAUACAAGCAGUACUAUUAUGCUGCCCGGCCAUUCGCCCUAGAGAGGCCCUUUGGAAACGUCGAGAGCAGAUUGGAGCUGAGGAAGAAUCUGCACUGCCAGAGCUUCAAGUGGUACCUGGAGAAUGUCUAUCCAGAGCUCAGAGUCCCCAACGAUUCCUCCAUCCAGAAGGGCACUAUCCGACAGAGGCAGAAGUGCCUAGAGUCUCAAAGGCAGAGGAACACCGAGAUCUACAACCUCAGGCUAAGCCCCUGUGUCAAGAUCAAAGGCGAGGAUGCAAAAUCCCAGAUAUGGGCCUUCACAUACACCCAGCAGAUCCUCCAGGAGGAGCUGUGCCUGUCCGUCGUCACCAUCUUCCCUGGAGCCCCGGUGGUUCUUGUCCUCUGCAAGAAUGGAGAUGACAGACAGCAGUGGACCAAGACUGGUUCCCGCAUCGAGCACAUAGCAUCCCACCUCUGCCUAGACACGGACAUGUUUGGUGAUGGCUCCGAGAAUGGCAGGGAAAUCGUUGUCAACCCAUGUGAGUCGUCACUUAUGAGCCAGCACUGGGACCUGGUGAGCUCUUGAGGACCCCGUGCCUGAGCCAGCGGGGCCGUGGGUGACGUUUGCCAGAUGAGAAGCAGACCAGAAAUCAGGCCACCGGCAGCUCCCAACUACUGUAGUAGAUGCCCUGCAUGGGGAGGUAGAGAAGAGCCCCUGGACAGGAGCAGGUGUCUCAGGGAGGAUGGAGGAAAGGAUUGUAAGCCACGUGGGGCUCAGAGACAGAUUUCACGUGCUCUCCGUGCUGCUGAGUUCCAGUCCUGGCCCAGUCUUCACCUCGCUGGAAUCUGGCGACCAAGAUGUAAUGGGAAGUGUUUAUGUUGUUCCCUUUCUUACAAAGGAAGCCAGAGAGAAAAGCCUUUUUUUGUCACUGGACCAGGACUAAAUUGAGAGAUGAAGAAUGGAGGUUGUUUUCAAAACAAAUAAAGGAACCUUAGAUGUUU
This is a messenger RNA of Leopardus geoffroyi (Geoffroy's cat), 2592 nucleotides long. RefSeq names its product polypeptide N-acetylgalactosaminyltransferase 14 (gene GALNT14). NCBI's taxonomy places the organism in Eukaryota, Metazoa, Chordata, Mammalia, Carnivora, Felidae. The record is from RefSeq and is a predicted model, not a curated record. Gene Ontology annotation, cellular component: Golgi apparatus. Bases 518 to 2176 code for a protein of 552 amino acids. The transcript has 15 exons.